This is a messenger RNA of Acanthaster planci (crown-of-thorns starfish), 32468 nucleotides long. RefSeq lists its product as uncharacterized. NCBI's taxonomy places the organism in Eukaryota, Metazoa, Echinodermata, Asteroidea, Valvatida, Acanthasteridae. Gene Ontology annotation, molecular function: protein binding. The record is from RefSeq and is a predicted model, not a curated record.
CUCGACCAAAGUCCAACUCAGCAGGCGGUCAUUCAAGCGCUAACACUUCAGCAUGCAGGCCAAAUAACCAUAUCUCUAUCGAGAAAAUAUAUAUGUAGGGUCCUAUCCUGGUGUUUUCGUCCUCAGAAGCUGCCAAAAGACGAUGAUGUAGUGGAAGCAUUGGCCUGCAGAAGCUGUGCAGAGGUAUCCUGAGUAUAGUACUUACUGCUGAGUUAAUCCAUGAUGGCUGCCAGUUAUCGGAGAAGCAGAGGUGAACGGUAUGCUUCAAAUCUCAGCUCAACGUCAGGCAUUGUAGAAUACAGUUACGUCCAUGACGCAAGUGGAACCGAUUCCAGAAAUGGUGGGGUCUACGCUGUACGCAAGCAUCCUGUCAUGCAGGCUGUCCAAAUAUCGGACCUCCUCAAGCGAAGGAUUGCUUUUCUCUCAGGAGGCAAGGACAAGAGAGGCGGUCCCAUCAUUUCUUUUCCUACCCAAUCCUCCGAGGUUUCUUUGGAAGACAUUGCCACAUGUGUGUCUUAUCUUGCCACUAUACCAAGUGAGGAGGCAAAAGACCAUGGCUACAGCAUCAUUGCUGACAUGCGAACGUCCACCUGGCAGUCUCUCAAAGCUUUCUUUAAAGUGCUCCAGGAAUCCAUACCCAGUGGGAUACACUCUGUGUACGUGAUCAAACCAGAUGCUUUCUGGGAGAGCAAGCGGGCUAGCCUCAGCCUGAAGAAAGACAAGCCUCAGUAUGGGUUUGAGACUCUGAUGUUAUCCAAUGUCUCCAAGCUGACAAAGUUUAUUGAUGCUAGAGAACUCACUGAAGACUUUGGUGGAACUUUGCCAUACAACCAUAACGAGUGGGUUCAGAACAGAAUUGACUUUGAGAAAUUCUUGAAGGAUUCAGAGGUGGUUCAGCAUCGUUUUGACCAGGCAGAUGAGGAAGUACUGUACAGACGACGAGAUGAGCAGCUGACUCCAGAAGAUCUCCUGAGAAGGCAGAGAAGGCUUCGCGAGGUGGUCAUCAACCAGCCUAGCAGUGUCUUGCAACUUGGACAUGCAUUAUUGAGACGUAUCAAGGAGGACAGUGAGUCUGGUUUCCGGCGCAACUCCAACGAAGGUCUGACGGAGGACCAGGUCAGACUCAAGGGCCAGCUGGAGCAAGUCUUGGAGGAGCUCCAGGAGAGGCAGAGCAAGCUGAAGAUCUACCUGAGUGAGAAGGACAGAGAGCUGGGGGUAAACAUGGACCUGAGUGACCUGGAGACAGGAAUUAAGAAGGUGGUUGAUUGGAUUGUUGGUCCCGGUGAGAAGCUCUUGGCAUCACAGGUUGACAUUGGGGACUCGCUGGCCGCUGCUGAUCAACUCAGGAGGGAGCAUGAAAAACUGGAACUGAAAUGCACUGACACCUACGGCAACUUUGCUGAGUUGAGACAUGUAGCAGACAGCAUGAUCAAGCAGGGUCACCCCAGGGCUGAUGACAUCAGUGCCCAGAAAGAAUUCAUGGAAACUGUCUGCCGGAGUUAUGCCUCCAGACUGGAGAAAAGAAGGAACCUGUUGAUCUGCUCUGUACGCUUCCAUCGUCUGGCAGAAGAGUGCUUUGGUAAGAUGGACAUUCUUCUAGAGCUGUGUGUGACUGAAAUAUCCAUUGAGACAGUCGAGAUGGUUGAGAUUGCCUUGAGAGAACUGACAGAGCAAUGUGAGGCAGUGGCCUUUGCAGCAGAGGGAAGUAAGGAGGAAGGUCACUCCCUCCUGAGCAUGAUGUCUCUUCUGGUCAAGAACGCCUUUGGCAAGGACAUCACGCCCAACUACACCAAGCAGAAGGACCAUGUCGAUGAACUCCUGGCUGAACUGGAGGGGCGCAAGGCACGAUGCGAUGAGAUGUCCGACAUGAGGAAACUCAAGCUGCAGCAGAUCUUACAGCUCAGGACAUGCGAAAGGGACGCUGAUCAGGCCAUAGAGUGGCUGCAGGAAUUGCUGCAGGUGAUGCUUUCACAGCAUAUCGACAUUGGCCGCUCAGCAGCAGAAGCUGAAAACCUGCGUAAGGAACACAACAAAUUUGAAGACACCGCCAGGGGCACAUACAACUAUGGCAAGGAACUUCUGAGUGCUGCCCUCGUGCUGAGACGAUCCCUCCGUUUUGACCCUGAACCCAACCACGAGAAAGCCCAAAUCCUGGAGAGAGCCUGGAGGAGGUUCUCACAAGGUCUUGGAGAGAGGGCUUCCAGGCUGUCGGUGUCGCACAUGUUCCAGCGAAAUGCUGAGAGGUUGGUUGAUCAGAUGGACAGGAUUUGCCUGGAGCUUGCUCCCCAGAUCACCUCCUCUGACCCUCACACCAGCCGCAGACUUCUAAACGCUUACAGCCCACGACGUGACUCAUUGUUGAGGGAGUACGGAGAUACCAUGGCCAUGGGCAAAGCUUUGCUGGAUCGCAUGGUACUGCCUGUUCUCUCACCUGACAGAACUGUUCGGUCUCCUAGCUCCAGUUUUCCUGAUGAGCUGCAACCACAGGUCAACAACAUCCGUCAGAAAUUGUCUGAGCUAGAGGCCAAAAAACGAGAGAUGGACAAAAUCUGGGGGCUUCCAGUCAGCUCACCCGAGUGGCAGCGGUCUGGAUCUUAUCGGUCCAUCCCUGAUUGGCAGGAGGUCACUCAAAGGGAAGAUGUGAUGGAACCGGUGACUCGGACACGACAGGAAGGCAGCCAGAUGUCACCGAGCAGGAGAGUGCCAUCGUCUGAGAGACUGGAUCCCAGACGAGUUGCCUCUCUUACUGGAAGAAUGCCUCAGAGUAACGGACGGAUGGGUCCGGGACUGGACAGGAUGGAUACAUCCCCAAGUAGACCCUACGGACAACACCCAGGUGCUUCAGACAGGUCUCCUCAAAGGAUGACCUCACCCCAUGAUAGCUUGUCUUCCCCCCACAAUCGAGUGUCUUCCCCUCACGAUCGCAUGUCUUCCCCCAACAAUCGCAUGACCUCUCCUCAUGACCGUUCUGCUUCACCCAGUGCAAGAAUAGCCCCACCUGUCAGGGCAACUGCUCACCCAGGUGCUGUGGACGAACCCAUCCGCCCAGUGGCUGUCAGCCAGGUUCAGACAGCCUCUCCUGCAUUCCAGCCACCACCACCUAACGGUAGGAUGUCUCCUUCCCCCACUGAAAGAGUCAGUAGUCAGUCGUCUGCACCACAGCUACAGAGGAAGGAUACAGCAGAAGAUGAAGCGAUGAAAAAGCUUGAGGAAUUUGAAGCCUUAGUACAUGAGUCCACAGAAUGGAUUCGUGUCAAAGUAGAAGAGAUGACCCCAAAGAUGACAGAUGUUGGAACCACACUGGAAGAAGCAUUGCAGUUGAGGCAACAACACAACGAUAUGCUGAAACAACUUGCAUCCAAACAACAGCACAUCAACAGCCUCCUGACCCAAGCUGACUUCCUAGUCUCCACCCAGCAGUUCUAUGACGAUGUCUACGAAGCCAUGGCCCAGUCACUGGGCGAAGCGUGGAAGGAUCUCAACUUGCAGCUGGAAGAGAGAAGGAAGCUUCUGGAUCAGUCAGUGGCCUUCCACCAAAGUGCAGCAGAGUUCUCCGACAAACUGGAAAAAGCUAAUGCCAAGUUCCGAAGUCCUGAUCUUCCUCCUGACAUACCAGGGACAGACAAACUGAUGGAGGACCACCACAAGAUCAGAGAAGACAUCUUAACCAGCUCCAUGGACACAAUGAACCUUGGCAAGGACCUGGUGGAGCAACUCCACGCCCUCAGCAAGGACGCCUCCCCAGACGACAAGGAGGCUUCAAAGCAAUCCUCCCUGGGCGUGCAGAAUGUUCUUGACGACCUCCAGGACAGGAGACGAGCCCUUGAGGACCUGUGGAAUAAACAGCGGAGGCGACUGGAGCAAUAUAUCGCACUGAGUGAUCUGGAUCAAGAAGUCAACCAGAUCUCUGACUGGAUCAAAACCAGAGGUGAAGACUAUCUGAAGAAGAAAGACGUGGGUGACGACACACCUGCAACCGAACGGCUCUUUAAAGAACAUCUUGAAUUCCAGACCUCAGCUGAAGAUAUGCAAGGUAAUGUACACCAACUACGGCACACAGCUGAGCAGAUCUGUCAUUCCAACCCGGAGCACACCGAUCAUCUGCGCAGCCAGACCAGAGCCAUUGAGACACUUAGUGAUGAUUACAUGCGACGCUUGGCCUAUCGUGGCAGAUUGCUGCAAGCUGUGCUGGACUUCUACAAGAACGCUGAACUUGCCCAGACCUACCUCUCUCAGGUGGAGAUCCAGCUCAGCCCCAAGAAGCUGCCGAGUGAGCCGCACGGCAGGGCGGCCCGGCUGGCUCAGCUGGGCAAUGCCGUUGCUGAGAUAUCGGAACCGGUCAUCAAGGAGGGCCACACCUUGCUGGAGAGGGUCGGCAGGGGGACACCGGGAGCACAAGGGAUCAAGGAUAAACUGGACCUGUUGGAGACCCAGUCAGAACGCUUGCAAUCAGAAUGCAGCCCAGAGGCCCAGCACAGGUCUUCUCUUCAAGUCAGCUUUGAUGAGUGCUACUCGGUGAUUGUGAAAUGGCUGGUCAACGUUGCCGAUACUUUCCUGUCAGCCAGCAACGACAUGGGCGAUCAGCUGCAGACUAGCAUGGACUUCCAGGAUGGCCACCAGAGACUGAUGGAUGACAUAUUAGAAAGGGCCAAGCAAGUUGACAAAGUUUUCAAGAUCUCCUCUGAGCUGAUUCCUUCCCUAGCAGAUCGAGAACAGGUCACUGCUGUCCAGAACCGCUGCGACAAACUGCAGCAGCACUGGUCCCGUGUGACUGUGUGUGUGGACAAACGGCUGCAUGCUGUGCUCAUCCUCAUCAAAUUCCACAAGCACACUAAACAGUUGACCAAUGCCAUGGAGAACAUGGAAGAGCAGUUGAACUGUUACAUCAGCAUGGAUGCACCUGACAUACCGGCCAAGACGGUGCAACACCUGCAGGAAAAAUGGAGCAAUGUGAUUGAGAUCUAUGUUCAGUUUGAAAACACUGGACGCAAUUUCCUCUCAGAGGCAUCAGCUAUCAAAAAUGACCCAGAGUUGGACAUCACAUCGUCCAAGCUGUAUGUCAGCCGUGCCUUGAAGGGCCUGGAGGAACGCAAACAGCACCUGAGUGGUCUGUAUGACAUGCUGACCAAGCGGCUCAACUCGGGCCAGCUGUUCUUGAGCAAGUGGCAGAAGUUUGUCCAAGAUGCUAGACAGACCAUGGACAAGGCCCACCGCACAGAGACAGAGUACUACCCACAAGUUGCGUCUGAUAUGAGCAGGAACCCAAACGAUGCCAAGGGUUUGCCUGGGAGGUUGGCCGAGUUUGAGGACAUCGCAAAGCGAGUGAGUGAUGAGCUCAAGGAUUGUAUUGACACCGCCGACUCCCUCGGCAAGAAAGGAGAUACCAAAGGAGGUAGAGAACAUUUGAUUGAUGACCUGAGCAAGCUAUAUCAUCACUUCUUGGAUCGGACAGGGAAGUACCGCGCACUGCUUACUAUGAUGGUUGGCUUCUACGACAAUGUCAACAAGCUCAACAAAGCCAUGGAUGAGACAGAGAAGGAACUCCAAAUCCCUUAUUCUCCAUCAGCACCGACGAAGCUGUCUGAAGCCAAGAUCCAACUCAAGAGGAUGGAGGAGCAGAAGAAGAACCUGGAGGACAAGUUUGAUGAGACGGUGAACGAGGGAGAGAAGUUGAUUGCUGGGAUUCAGAAGAUUGAUCCGGUGUCUGUCUCCAAGGCUGACAUUGAACUGGCUCUUCACAAGACUGGCAUGAGGAAAGACCGACUGCUGACGAACCUCGAGCAACAGAAGAGGAAAGUGAGCAAUUCCAUGGGUGUGGCUGAACUACAAAUGCACAAAUCAGAGCUGACUGUGAACCUCGCCAAAGCCCAGAAGGAACUGAAAGACAUGCAGGGGAACUAUGGUGACACAGUGGAUAUGGCUCAGACCAAGCUAAGACGCUUUGAUGACUGGAGGUCAAAAAUUGAGCCCCUGGAGGAUCAAAUUAAAUCCUACUUGAGUUCAGCCACUGCCGUCCUGAAGCAGAACCCACCAGAGUCGGCCGUGGUGCGACAUGACAUGGAUCAGGUCAUGAGGCAGUGGAACACCCUCAACCUUGACAUUGAUGAUCACAGAGACAAACUUGUCCUGUGUAUUGACUUCCAGAAGCUGUUCAAAACAACUGUGGAGUGGCAGAACAAAGGCAAUGGGCUGCUGUUAGCGAUCGGUCGCAGGAUUCCUCUCUGCCGAUCAGAGGAGGAAGCCCAUCAGUUGAUGGAUCAGGUGGACGAGUUCCUGGAGAAAGGAGAGAAACCUCAGAAGGCUCGGCUGCAGAAGCUGAAUGAACUGGCAAAGGAGCUUUAUGGACCUGAUUCUCCGACAUUUGUGAGUCAGCUGAACAACCUCCAUCUCGCCAACAACCGCCUCUUGUCGUCCUUUGAGAACAAGAACGACGAGCUGUUCCACCUGGCCGAGCGUCUCCAGGAAGAGGACAAGAAGAAGAAGGAGGAACUGGAGGAGAAACGCAAGAAACUUGCCGAGGAGAGGAAGGCUAAGCAGCCACCUCACUAUGCACCAGUAGCCAAGACAUCGCUGGAGAAAGUAGAGUUGUCCAAACCUCCAGUUGUUGAGACACCCCUCUCUCAAACUGAGUAUAAACCAGAGUAUGAGCUCAAUCUGGCGGCACUCGACAAACCGAUGGAAGAGGAAGUCAUAGUCAAAGAGACAGUUGGGCCAGUGGAGUCUCCCCCCAAACCCCUGGUACUCUCAGAGCAACUAAUUGCCGCUGGUGACCUGCUGACCUUUGACCCCCUCCCUUCUGACACCCGAGAUGAUGACCUUCUUACCAGGCAGACAGAGGAGCCAGUGGAGUUCUCCCCUCCCGUAAUCUUUGAGGAAACCCUAGCCAAAUCAGAAGUCAAGCCAGCCUACAAGUUGGAUGUUAGUGAGUUAGAUGGACCAGUAGAGGAGCACCCCUCACCUGUAGCUGAAGAUCCCCUUACUCUAGAUGAACACCAACCCUCAUCUGAAUUAGCUUAUGAUUGGAGCAAGCCCGAUGACGACUAUGACCACAUAUUUAAACCAACUCAUGUCAAGCAGUUUGGCAAACUGGUGGAGCCUGAGCCAGACGAGAAGAAGCGUAAAGAGACCCUGCCGUACUUUGCACGCUUCACUCAAGACUGCACUGUGAAGGAAGGACGAUUUGCUUCUUUUGACUGCGUAGUCAAGGGUGAACCAGAACCCGAUGUCUUCUGGGAGAAGGACGGAGUCCAGCUGGAAGAGACGGCCCAGAUCAAGAUGGAGUUUGGUGACGACGACUCCUGUAUCCUUAACUUCACCCCGGCUAGGCUCAACCUGUCAGGCACCUACGUCUGCAAAGCUGUGAACACAGUCGGUGAAGCCACCUGCUCUGCUAAACUGACUGUUAUUUCUGACUCUAAGAUUGUACCAGAGAAGGAAACCCUGGUUUCAUCAGGCCGGGUGGACUUGGCCUCGAAGAAAGCCCCACGGUUCACCUGGAACCCAGGCAAUCGGAUCGUGGAUGAGGGAAAACCAUUUACUCUGGCGGUGGAAGUCGAGGGAGAACCAUCCCCAACUGUCAUCUGGACCAAAGAUGGUGAGCGUCUCGGAGACGACUUCUACCGCUUCAAGCAUGAUGGAGACACACACUCCCUGAUCAUUGAUGAUGUCCUGCCUGAAGACGAAGGCACCUACAUUGCUACUGCCACCAACCCAGUUGGCAAAGCAGAGUGUACUAUCCAAAUCACCGUCAAUGAGGCAGGGUCGUCGCCCCAUUUCACCAAGCCCCUCCAGGAUGUGGAGGCCAUCGAGGGUCAGCGCUUGCAGCUACAGUGUCUCCUCACCGGCGAUCCGCUCCCCACGGUCAACUGGUACAAGGACGGGGAAUGCAUCGAUGACCAUCCAGACUACGAGAUCAGCCGAGACAAGCAAGGGGUUUGCAUGCUGGACAUUGACGAGAUCUUCAAGGACGACUCUGGGAGGUUCACUUGCAUUGCAAAGAAUGAGUUCGGUAAAGCUGAGACCACAUCCAACAUCACUGUCACCUCUGUAGAUGCAGACAGACCACCAGAGUUCAUCUCCCAACUCCAUCUAGCCAUGCCUCUAGUGGAAGGCAAACCAUGCCAGCUGGAGGCCCAGGUCGAGGCCAAGCCCCCUCCUAGUGUCUCCUGGUACAAAGACGGUAAAGUUAUCCGGAACAAACCUCGCUACAAGGCCUCAUUGGAGAGAGACACUGCCAGAUUGGACAUACCAGAUGUUCUGCCUGAAGACGCUGGAGUCUAUGAGUGUGUGGCUUCCAAUCCUGCGGGAACAACAAAGUCAACAGUGGAUUUGAAGAUUCCCGCGUAUGACAAGGCCCCUGAAUUUGCCACCAAGCCGGAGCUUGCAGAGCCCAUGAAGGAAGGCCGGCCCUGCCACAUUGAGUGCCAGAUAUCAGCCAAGCCGGCUCCAAUCGUGACCUGGUACAAGGAUGGCAAACCCAUCAAGGACGGUUGGAAGUACAGGACUUCAUACCUGAAAGGCAUCGCCUGUCUGGACAUCAAUGACGCCUUAUCAGAAGAUGCUGGUGUGUAUGAGUGUGUUGCAACCAAUCGGCUGGGUACAGCUAAGUCUACUGUGGAAGUCAUGGUCCCAGGUUAUGAGAAAGCAAAGCCACCAGAGUUUGUUUCCAAGAUGCAAGUUGCUGAGCCCCUCCUCGAAGGACGACCCUUCCACAUUGAGUGUCCAGUCUCUGCCCAACCACCUCCUACGAUCUCUUGGUACAAGGACGGUAAGCCACUCCAGAACCAGCCAAGAUACAGGACAUUGUUCCUGAAAGGUGUGGCUUCCGUGGACAUAGAUGAGGCUACGCCGGAGGACUCUGGCGUGUAUGAAUGUGUCGCAACCAAUCCACUUGGUACAGCCACAUCAACCGUAAAGGUCAUGAUCCCAGCAUAUGGCAAGCCACCAGAGUUUAUAGGGGUAAAAGAAGAUGCUGGUGUGUAUGAAUGUGUAGCAGCCAAUCCACUCGGAACAGCAACGUCAACAGUAGAAGUAAUGGUGCCAGGAUAUGAAAAGCCGCCAGAGUUUGUUGCCGAGAUGAUGCAUGGUGAGCCACUCAUUGUCGGUCGACCCUACAGCAUCGAGUGCCAAGUCUCAGCAAAACCAACACCCACCAUCACGUGGUACAAAGAUGGCAAACCUAUCGAAAAUGAGCCGCGGUUCCGCACAUCAUUCGACAAGGAUAUUGCUGUCUUGGAUAUUGAAGAUGCUCGGCCAGAAGAUGCAGGGAUUUAUGAAUGCGUAGCGACCAAUGCAAUGGGUACAUCAAAGACAACCGUUGAAGUGAAUGUGCCUGGCUCUGCUUCCCCCAAGCCACCUGAGUUCACCUCCAAGUUGCAGGUGGCCGCACCUGUCACUGUUGGCCAGCCCCUGCACCUGGAGUGCCAGGUUCAAGCCCGGCCGGAGCCCACCGUCACCUGGUACAAAGACGGCAAGCCCGUCAAGGGCAAGCCCUAUUACACGACCAGCUUUGUCAGGGAUGUGGCCAGUCUGGAUAUUGAAAGUGUCGUGCCAGAAGAUUCCGGUAUCUACAAGUGCGUAGCUAAGAAUCUAAUGGGCACAGUGAGCACGACAGUUGAAGUAAUAGUCAAAGGCUUGCCCAAGAAGGUGGGAAUCCCACCCAAGUUUACCUCCAGACUUCCAUCGCAUACAGUGGUUGCCACAGAGGGGCAGCCCACAGAGCUCCAAUGCACCAUUGUCUCUGAACGUCCACCGACUGUCGCGUGGUACAAGGAUGAAAGAACCCUCACCAACUACCCGCCUUACGAGAUCUCCUUUGAGAAGGGUGUGGCUGCUCUGAGAAUCGCCAAGACAGAAAUGGAACAUGCUGGCACUUACAAGUGUGUGGCCUCCAACAAGGCAGGGAUUGUGACCUCCACGGCAGAAGUCAUGGUCAGAGCCCCAGAGGUUCUGUCCACUGAUGAGGAGAUGGACACUUCCCAGGGGCCAACCUUCAUCAACAUGUCCACUCAGGAAUCAGUGACGGUCACUCCAGGCCAGGAGCUGCGACUGACCAUCCGCAUCCAGGGCCUGCCGCCGCCACAUGUCACGUGGUACCGAAAUGACACUCAAGUCAUUGAAACCGAAACAGUCGAGUGUGUGAAGUACACUGAGACUCGAUCCAAAACUGUGAAGGAGGUGAAGAGACACAAGGAGAUUUGCUCUCUAGUGAUCAAGAAUGCACAACCUGAGGAUUCAGGCACCUACAAGGUUGUUGCAGAAAAUGCAGCUGGUGUGGAGUCUAAUGCUGUCCACAUCAAUGUGGCCGAGCAACCACUUUCUAAUGUGUCUGUGAUCCACCUGGAGUCCAGACCUCAAGUCUCUGGUCAACCCAUCUUUGUGGAGACACUCGAGAAGAAGACAGAAGUCGUUGAGAGUGCUCGGGUGCGACUUGAAGUGGUAAUCGUUGGGAAUCCACCACCAAAGGUGACCUGGUACUUCAAAGAUCGUCCAAUCCGUGAGUCCGACGAUGAAUACGAGUUCCAUCAGCUCGGUAACAAGUACACCUUGAUUGUCAAGAAACCGUCAGCCUCAGAUGCUGGCACUUACUACUGUGAAGCUGAGAACACACACGGAGCUGUCAGGUCGGAGUGCCAUCUUACCAUCAAAGAGAAAAUUCCACCUGAUUUUGAGCAGCCACUGGAGAGUAUCGCAGCUACCGAGGGAGAAGUGAUAACAUUUGAAGGGAAAAUUAAAGGCACUCCCAAACCUGAGAUAAAAUGGUUCAAAGAUGACAAGCCUGUUUUCGAGACGUCCCGAGUGAGGUUCGUCAAAGAAGGAGACAAAAUCGGUCUGUUGAUUAUCAAUGUCAGGCCUGGCGAUGCCGGAAACUACAAAGUGACUCUAACAAACAUGUUUGGGCAAUCUACGUCAUCUGCUAUCCUCAGUGUUGAUGUUCCUAAGACACCUCCAGACUUUGCAGAGCCAUUGGUGGACCAGACAGCUGUGCAAGGAGAAAGAGUGGAGUUCCAUUGUCAGAUCACAGGCGAUCCGCAACCAUUAGUGGUCUGGUUCAAGAAUGGUGCCGAGAUAGAACCCAGCAGAUUUGUUCAGAUAACAUCUCAAGGGUUGAGCCAAGUACUCAUCAUCCCAGAGGUGGUGCUGGAGGAUGCUGGGACAUACAGCGUCAAAGGCAGCAACGACGCGGGAGACUGCACCUCGGUGGCACAGCUGCACGUUGGAAUUGAAGGCUUAAGCAGCAAAGCCCCACGCUUUGUCCGCGCAUUCGGUGACCGCAGCACUUAUGAGGGCGAUGUAGUCCGCUUUGACUGCUACGUCCGAGGCGACCCCAAGCCAGAGGUCAACUGGUAUAAGGACGGCGUACUAGUCAACGAGGGGGUGUUCCAGGUCUUGGAGGAAGGUGACAAGCACUCGCUCAUCAUUGGAGAAGUCUUUGAUGAAGAUGCCGGCACGUACAAAUGCCAGGCCAAGAAUAAGUACGGAGAGACAACUUGCUCUGCUGUCCUGACGAUAGGAGGUCCAGUUGUUACUAUUACGACGGAAUCUGACAGUGUUGAAACCACCACCACCACCUCCACAAAAGUGACCGCAAUGUUUGGGCAGAGGUCCAAGUUCAAGGAAGACCCACCCAAGUUCAGUCAGCCGGUCAAGAGCGUGUCACUUGUCCAGGGAAAGCCAGCGUCCUUUGAGGCAGUCAUUCAAGGCAACCCUGAGCCAAGUGUCCGAUGGUUUAAGGAUGACACUGAACUGAGAAACUCCCCCAAAUACCAAAUAGGCCUCAAAGCGGGCCAUGCCUCCCUCCGCAUCCCCAAAGUCACUGCUGCUGAUGCAGGGAAGAUUAAGUGCGAGGCCAGAAACUCUGUUGGCACAGCUGUGUCCACCGCUGAACUGGUAGUCAAAGAUGUCACAGACGCACCUCGCUUCACCCAACGCCUUCAGAGCCAGCAGGUUAGGGAAGGUGACAGGGUCUGCUUUGAGGUGACGGUUUCUGGUCUCCCCGCCCCAACCGUCUCCUGGUUCCACAACAAGGACCAGCUGAAAUCCUCAGCUGACAUCCAGAUUGGUCGGGAUGGUGACCGGUGUACACUGACCAUCCCAGAGGUCUUUGAUGAGGACGCCGGAGAGUACACGGUCAGAGCGGAGAAUGCGGCUGGAGUAGCGUCCAGUCAGGCUCAGCUGAAUGUCAGCAGUGCCAAAGGUCAGAAGGGUCCCAUCCCUGCUGCGAAAGUGACAAAGGAGCAGGAUGCUGUAUCACACACUGCACCACCACCACCACCACCACAAAGUGUGCAGCUGUCUGCUCCAGUGUUCACUAAGCCCCUUUCUGAUGUCCACACCAAAGAAGGGCAAUCCACCACAUUGUCCUGCACCCUCAAAGGCCAGCCCCAACCGACCAUUGCCUGGUACCGUGAGGGAUCCAAGAUUGAGCCAAGCCUGGACUUUGAGAUGGGUUACAGCAAUGGUGUAGCCACCCUGACCAUACCUGAGGUCUUCAUGGAUGACGCGGGGAAGUUCACCUGCACCGCUACCAACCCAGCUGGUAGCAGAUCAACCUCCUGCCAACUGAGAGUAACAGGAUCUGGGAAACCCCAGACCAAUGCCCUAAACAGCGUCCCUUCAGCUGACAGCAAGACGCCCUCUGCUGGCGACGUCAAGCCGGAGUUUGUCAAAGAGAUGCAGCCGAUGCGUUUCAACGAGGGCAUGACUUGCCGCUUUGACUGCACUGUCAAAGGGAAACCCUUUCCGGAGAUCACUUGGUUGAGGAACGGUGCCCCCAUCGCAGGGUAUAGGUUCAUCCCAAGACAAGACAUCAAGACAGGCUUUGUCUCCUUGGAGAUCACCAUGAUGUUGGAUGAUGACAUCGGAGAGUACACCUGCAUUGCCAAGAACGGUGCAGGGGAGGCAGUCUGCAAAGCUUUGCUCAUGACUGAAGCCAAUUACAACCGAUGGGCACGUCAGAAGUAUGAGGAGCAAGUCCGUUCCCGGCCUCAAGACCAAGAGUACUACGCAGAUUAUCAGGAAGGCCCCUUGUCACCCAGCAGGGCUACUCUCCAUGGGGGCAGUGUUGACCAGGAGGGCAAUGUCUACCAUGAUGUCGAUCAGGAGGGAUUCAAACCAUCACCCUUUGAAAAACGCUUAAUGAGGGAGGUCCAGUUGAGAGAACAAUCGGCUGAUCCAUCCCCGCCUUGCCCCGGCGAGCAGGUGUAUAAAGUGUCACCGUUUGAAACUAGACUUCAGAAAGAGAUAAACAUGAGAGACCGUCGUCGGGCGUCGGCUGACUACCCAGACAUGGCACCAGCGGGGCCUUUCAGUGUGCCGGCCUUCGAAGCCAAGCUGCUGCAGGACCCCAACUUGCCAGGCAUGGUGACUGAGACUGAGACAGAGACCGAGCUAUCAGGCAUGGAGACAGAUGCUGAGAGAUCUGGCGCCCCGUGCUUUGUCAAGGAGUUGAGGAACUUCAAGGUUUUGGAAGGAAGCCCAUUCACCUUCAGCUGCAGGGUUGAAGGCUCCCCCAAACCAACCAUUCAGUGGUUCAAGAACGGCCAGCCAGUGGUUCGUUCCAACCGUGUGGACGUCAAAUCCACCGAGGGCUUCUGCUCGCUCCGCAUUGAGAUGGUCCUCCCAGAAGACAAGGGUGCUUACACUGUCUUUGCAGCCAACCCCAAGGGGCGGGCGGUCAACACAGGGCGGCUGUAUGUGGAUCGUGUAGAUGAGAAUGACAUGCCCCAACACAUGAAGGGUGUGCUAGCUCACCGAGUCAGAGAGGAGACCCAAGAAUACCACAUCCCAGAGCGCGGUGCUCCGGACAGCGAGGUGAAUGAGCGGCACUACAAACCCAGCAUCAAGGAGAUCCCCAGUGACUUGAUAGUCAAGGAGGGUCAGAUUGCUCGCUUCAACUGCCGGGUCAAGGGUAGACCACCUCCUGACCUAGUCUGGUACAGAGAUGGCCAACGGGUCUACAGUGAUCCUAACCACAGGAUGUUGGUCAAUGAGGGCGGUGUGCACUCGCUUCUCAUUACCCAUGCCAAGCCGGAGGACAGUGGCCAGUAUCGAUGUGUGGCAUCAAACAGAGCAGGGGAAUCUGAGUUCACUGUCGGUCUCUCCGUUGAAGCCAAGCAGCAUCUGGUCGCACCAUCGUUCAUCGACAGGAUUGAGAAUGAGACAGUGAUGGAGGGUGAACCCAUCACACUGAAUUGUAAGGUCAGUGGAGCCCCUAUGCCUCAGGUCAACUGGCAGAAAGAUGGACAUCACAUCACCAGGGGCUCCAACAGAUACAGAAUUGAGAUGCUGCAAGGAGUAUGCAGUUUCUCCAUUGACAAGACAAGUCGUGAAGACAGCGGAUGGUACACAUGCACAGCAUUCAACUCUGCUGGCCGUGUCUCCUGCAGGUGUAAAGUCCAAGUCACAUAUCAACCACCUAUUGGACGGGUUCCUGGGACAGCGCCACCCUUGGUGAAAAAGAAGGCUCCAACACAGCAAAGCAGACCACCUGCAGAACCUCGCUCCUCAGGGUCCAUCUUCACUCGACCAGAUCAGUUUUCGGAUGAUGAAGCGUUCCCCAAGACGCCUGAACCUCGCUUCACCAUCCCCCUCAACGACGUGCACAAGAAGGAGGGUGAGAACGCUCGCUUUGCCUGCCGACUUGAGCCAGCUAACGAUGAGACCAUGAGGGUGGAAUGGCUGAAGAACGGCAUGCCACUCUUUGCUGGCUCUAGGAUCAAGACAAGCUGCGAGUUUGGCCUCUGUCAUUUGGAGAUUCAAGGCAUCUACCCAGAGGAUGCUGGGAUCAUCACUUGCCGAGCUGCCAAUGCUAGUGGACACACUGAGACCUCCGGAAGGCUCUCGUGUCAAACCAAGGGGUCAGUCAUUUCUGACAGUCAGCUGCCUGCAGAUAUGCAAGGAAUACAAAAGACUCUCAAGUAUGAGGAGUACCUCCGGGGAUCUGACGAUGGCCUGGCCAGGGAAAAACCUCUUGCUCAGUCAUACGAUGAAGAGCGGGCCCCUCCGCCCAACUUUGUCAUCUCCCCACGAGACGUCAAGAAGCAUGAGGGGAAAGACGCUCGCUUUGCCUGCAAGAUUGAGCCGACUGGCGAUGGUACCAUGCAAGUUGAAUGGCUGCGGAACGGAAGGCCACUGUUCACCAGCUCAAGAAUCAAAACAACCUUUGAGUUUGGCAUCGCCAGCCUGGACAUCAAGGGUGUGUAUGCUGAAGAUGCUGGGGUCAUCACUUGCUGUGCUUCCAACGAGAGCGGAAAGAACGAAGUCUCUUGCAAGCUCAUUGUCCACUCCAAAGACAGCCUGAUCAUGGAAAGCCAACUUCCAGACAGCAUGAGACAGGGUAUUGAGAAGACUCUGGAAUAUGACCGAUCCAUCAGUGAUGAUGGUAUUGUGAAGGAGGGCCAGCCAUCCAGACCAGACACAGGUGUCUAUCACGAGGCAGGCAGGGCACCAGCCCCACGCAUUUUGGUCCCUGUCAGCAGCCUGCAGAGAUCCGAAGGACAAAGUGCUCACUUUGCUUGCCGGAUUGAACCUGCUAACGAUGCCACUACCAAGGUGGAAUGGUCCAAAGACGGCCAACCACUUGUCACUGGCUCUCGCAUCAAGAGUGUGUUUGAGUUUGGAAUUGCUAGCUUGAACUUCAAAGAUGUCACGGCAGAAGACUCGGGAACAAUUACUUGCACUGUCACCAAUGAAAGCGGAACGGCAGAAUCCUCUGCAAAACUGGUUUGCCGAGCUCAAGGAAGCUUAAUCACCAAGAGCCAACUUCCUGAGGAGAUGCGGGCCGGCAUUGAGAAGACUCUGGAACAAGAGAGAUCUCUCAGUGAAGACAGUGGUCACUUCCAGCCAGCCAGGAUUUACACCGAGCCCAAAGCGCCCCCUCCCAAGUUUGUCGUCCCCUUGAACAGCGUCACAAAGAAGGAGGGAGAGACGGCUCACUUUGCUUGCAAACUGGAACCAGCGAGUGAUAGCACCAUGAAGGUGGAGUGGUUGCAGAACAACCGACCAGUCAUCACUGGAUCAAGGAUCAAAACAAAGCAUGAAUUCGGCCUGUGCUCAUUAAACAUGAAGGGUAUCUACCCUGAGGACUCCGGAACUAUAGUGUGUAUUGCUCAGAAUGAGAGCGGAAGAGCUGAAACAAGUGGACAGCUUGUCUGCAGAGCCCAGCAAGCUCUGAUUCUUGACACCCAACUGCCUGAGGAGAUGCGAGGAAUUGAGAAGACACUGGAAUACGAGGAGUACCUCAAGACAGAGGGUAGGCAGCACACUGGUGGAAUGGAGCAAGUUGAUGCCCCAUCACCACCUCAGUUUGUCACCCUCCCAGAACCCUGUGAGGUCAUAGAGGGUGAACCGGCCCGGUUCACAGUCAGGCUCACCGGCAAUCCGGUGCCAAGGGUCAUCUGGUACAAGGAUAACAUCAUGCAAGCAGAUGGUUCCCGUAUGAAGAUCUGGUUUGAUGGCCUGCAUUAUCUGGACAUCCCAAAGACCAGGCCAACAGACAGCGGCAUCUACAAGGUGGUAGGCAGGAACAAGUUUGGCAUGAUCUCCCAUGAGACCCGACUCCAUGUCUUCAGGAAGACGGACCAAGGGGUACAGCUCAAACGCACCGGCAUGGAGUUCAAAUCUGGCGUAGUGGUGAAACCAGAACUAAAACAUGAAGAGAUGUCUCCCGAACUUCAGCAAGCACUCCAAGCCAGAAAGGGACAUAAGCCCGUAUCAGUGAUGCCUAAACAAGACAAAACCGAGGAACAGAAGCCCAUGAGUGAGCUUGAGAAACGUUUUGCAAAAAUGCAUGAAGAAAACAAAUCAAAAGAACCUCUCAAGCCUAAACCUAAAGCCCCCCCUCCAGUCGCCUCGAAACCAUCCAAGCCAACUCCUGCUGCAUCUAUGGAAUCUCCCAUUGCAAAAGACCAGAAAGCUCGCAUUCAUACUGACAGGGCAGAAGUCUUCCUGAUGAAGAUCAAGCUUGUUGAAGAUGUUGCCAAGCCUGAGCAAAUUAAUAAGGACCUUGCUGCUGCUCCAUUGUCUUUUGACAGUACCUUGCCCUUCAGCUCAGAAUCAGAAGAUGAAAAGGAGGCUUUGGUUGAUGAGGUUGUGAAUACAGAGAAAGAGACAGGCCCUGAGCCAGUAAAAUUGGAAGUUCUUGCUUACCAGCCACAUCAGAAAAGCAGUUCAGAGAUGUCAAGCAGUGAUGAAAUAGAUCGUCAGUAUGAAGCAAACAUUACUUUCCACCCAGCAGAAACAGCCAAGGAGGGUUCAUCAGGGUCCUCAAGUGAUUCUGAUUUUGACCAUAUCUAUGAGAAAGCCGUGAUACAGAAGGACGCACAUGCAAAACCCAUCCAGACAAAGAUUGAAGAUCUCUUCCAGCCAUCUGACGAAGAGGAAGGUAAAGAUGGUACCAGAGAGGGCAGUCCACCAGGUUCUUCCUCGGAAGCAGAUUAUUACGAAGAGCUUCACUCGGAACCAAAGAAGAAACGAUCACCCUCAGCAACUUCUUCAGAUGGCUACCUGACACCAGAAGAUGCCAAAGCUGAAAACAAAGAUAAUGGAGAAUACCUGACCCCAGACUCUGCUAGAAAACAUGGGAGGGAAUAUGGGCGAUCUGAAGGAUCCAGCUCAUUAAGAUCAAGUGAUGAGGAAGAGGAGGAAUCUGAGGAUGAGCCAGAAGUCAGAGCCAUCAAUCGAGAUCUGUCUCGUCGCUCGGGAAAACCCAUGCCUCCAAAGAUCAUUGUCCCGCUUGAUGACUUCACUUGUAAAGAGAGCAAUGAUGUCUUCUUCGAGGUGGAAUUUGUCGCCUCACCGAAGCCAGAAGUGCAGUGGUACUUGGACGGUGCCCUCAUUCACCAUUCGGAAGAGUUUGAGGUUCUUGUCGACAACACCUGCAGCUCCUUGUUUAUCCCUGAGGCUUUGCCCGACGACUCAGGGAUGAUCAAAGUGAUGAUUAAAAACAGCGAGGGAGAAGCCACUUGCUCUGCAUGUCUAACUGUUGAAGAAUCACACACAAGCAAGUCCACUCAGGGUCAGGCUCCUGAGUUUGUGAUGCCGCCUCAGAAGACGGUGGUUCCAGCUGGGGAGCCAGCGAGGUUCACUGUCAGGGUCGCCGGUUCACCCAAACCGCGUGUGGAAUGGUUCAAGGCUGGCCAGAGGCUCUCCACCAAUCCUCGCUUCAAGAUGCUGCAAGAUGAAGAUGUCAAUACGCUGCUUCUCCUUGAGGCCCGGCCUGAGGACUCAGGAAUGUAUCGCUGUGAGGUCAUCAACUCAGCCGGCUCAGUCAGUCACACUGCUCAUCUGAUUGUAGAACGAGGUGAAGCACCUGGUCCUGGUAUGCCAGGAGGGGGCGUAGCACCUGUUAUCCAAACUCCCAUCAGAGACAUUGAGGUGGGAGAAGGAAGCCCAGUGGAGUUUGCUUGUCAAGUAUCGGGAAAUCCAGCUCCAUCCAUCUCUUGGUAUCUCAACAAUGCUCUUAUCAAGCCUUCCCGCUACUUCCACAUGAUCUACGAAGAUGGCGUGGCUCGCCUUCAGAUCAACGAAGUCUUCCCAGAGGAUGCCGGUGUUUAUACCUGCGAGGCGACCAAUUCGGCUGGCUCCGUAGCUUGCAGUGCUAGGCUGACAGUAGCAGUUGAAGAAAUUCAAUCGGCGGCUGUGCCCCCUAAGUUUGUUAAGAAGAUCCAAAAGAUCGAGGUCACCGAGGGUCACCCGGCCCGCUUUGACUGCAAGGUGACAGGCAGUCCCCGCCCGGAAAUCAAAUGGUACCACGAGGGCAAGGAGAUCCAGAGCUCGCCCUACAUGCGCAUCACUGAUGAACCGGACGGAACCAGCUCCCUGGUCAUACAGGAGGUGUUUGCUGAUGACUCAGGGCGCUUUAGUGUCAAGGCGUCCAACCCAGCUGGGGAGGUGACUUGUAGCACCUUGCUUGUUGUGGAAGAUAAAACAUCGGUGGUUGAGUUACAGCAAGAAGAGGUUGCAGAAGUCCCCGAGGUGACUCUGGAAGUCAUCGAGCCCGUUGAGAAGCAGCCGCUGGAGAUUGAAAUCACCUUCCAGCCUCCUGAGUUUGUGGAGCCAAUCACCAGCCUAGAGGUCUGUGAGGGAUACAAGGCAGUGUUUGAAGCCCGUGUGGUUGGAACUGGACCGAUAGAGAUCACGUGGUACCAUGGACAGGAACUUCUAGAGCCAUCUCCUGAGAUUGCUAUCACUUUCGAGGAUGACACUUGUGUCCUGGAAAUUCAUGAAGUCAUUCUGGAAAACUCUGGUGAUUACAUCUGCAAAGCGGCCAAUCAGGCAGGUGUCACCACCUGCAUGGCUACCCUUCACGUGUCAGAAGAGGCAGAAGCGAACAAAAGAAAUUCGAAAGAGAUUUCACCAACUGAUGAAAUUAGAGGCUCACCUGGCCAAAAGAUUAACACUUCUAAACAUGCAUUGCCAGGAAAGGAAGAUACUGUUUUUGUUCCCUCUCCGCAGUUGGACACAGUGUUUUCCCAAAGAGAGAAAAACUUGAGAUCCCAACCAAAACAGAAAGAGGACAGUGAGGAAGAACAGUCCAGUUUGUGUGAGAGUGAAAGAGAAAAAUCAGGUUCUGAUGAAAGCCAGGUUGAAUCCAAAACUGACCAGCCACAAGUCAUAGAUAGAUUUGAUUUUGAAGAACCUGAAGUGACCUUACCCGUAAGAAAGACUAGAUCCUUGAAAGCCCUGUCAUCAAUGUAUGCAGAUGACUUUUUCUCCCCACCUGCACGUUCACAACCCUCAACACCCUCAUACGCACCUUCCCCAAAACCCCAAAUCGAGGCAACAUUCCCUCCCAUCCAAAAGCCCAGUCUAAGAGAUGCACUCAAGUCACUGGCAUUUCGGUAUUCAAUGGAAGAAUCCUUAGAUCCCAUGGAAUGUGCAUCAAAGUCUUCUGUGAUAGAACACAGCAGAGAACAGUCCUUACCAACUGUAGAAGAUACAGAUUCAGCAGUGACCCUUGAAGGAAGCAAAACAAGUUUGGUUCGGUCCAAUACAUUCUCUAGCUCAGACUGUGAAACCUCUGGAAGUUCAUCUGAUGAGCAAUCAGCCUGUCAUGCUAAGGAUGCUGUGGAUAGUGUACAGCAUGGAGAUGACUGGGACCCAAAAUCCCAAGAUACAUCUGAAUCUGAUUCCAGUUUGUCUGAUUCUGAAGACUUCAUUGAUUCAAAGAAAGAUCAGAGUGAUAGUCCGAGUAGCUGCACUUCCUCUGAAGGAGAAGAGUCUGGUUCUGAGGAAGAUCCUGAAAAGGGUGAUUCCUCAACUAGUGAAAGGAGUCAUUCCUUGAAGUUUGAAGCCAGUGGUAAAGGUAGUGCAAGCCAAGAUCAUGUAGCUGCCCUACGCCCCAGAAGACUUGAUAUUGUUAAGAAUAUUGAUGCAGUACCUAUAAUAACAGUCACGACACCAGGGGGCUCUUGGCGGGAACGUAUCACCUCCUCUGAGGAUAUUGUCUCAUCCUCAGAAUGUGACAGCUCAGACGUUUACGAUGAAGACAGUUACGAAGACAAUCAGGGUAAUUCUUCAUUGACAGUCUCAGCAGCUGAGGAGGGGCGAGUUGUUAUCACGACUCAGAAAUCGGAAGACCCUGGUGUCCCUAGGGAAGAACGUAUUCAAAAGGCCCUCACUGAAGAGCCUACCACUCCAGAAAUCUCUUUAUAUGCUGUAGAGGAAUGCCAAGAGCCUGAUAUAGUUAAUCCACCUCAAGAUUGUAGAACUGUGGUUCAGGGUAUAGCAUGCUUUGGGGCCAACAUCACUGGCAAACCAACACCUGUUGUUAAGUGGUACAAGGAUGAAGUUGAAAUCACUGAUCUGAGGAUGAACAGUGUGGCCAGCCAGGGUGGUUCCUAUUCCCUAAUUAUAACUGAUGUUACCAAGGCAGAUGAAGGAAUCUAUACGUGUGUAGCAAAAAGCAUGUUGGGACUGGAUAGUGCAUCUGCUAAACUGAUCGUCCAAGAAGAAGAAUUGAAACCAAAACGGGUGUCAUCUCCUUUCAAGAAAUACUUUGGUUAUGAUGAAUUAGAAGAAUGGAAACCCCCCAAACACUAUAAAAAUGAUGCCCUGUCGAAAGAUGAUACAGAAGCUGUACCCGUGGAUGAGGUUUUGGAGCCACAGGAGGAAACAGUCACUAAAUCAAUAGCUCCUUCAGACAAGGAAGCAUCAGGGAAGUCCCAGUCGGAAUUAGACUUGAGUUCUGAUUCCUGUGGUGAACCAAAUCCCAUUGUGAGUGAAGAGUUUCUUGAUAAGGUUGUUGAGAGGAAACCUGAGAUUUCACAUUCCAACACCUCCUUUGACUGUAAUGCUGAUGGAAAGUCAGUUGAAGAUGGCAGCCCCAAUGAUGUAGUAAAGGACCAGGGCAAAGUUGCCCAUGAUGGUUCAGCAGAUUCUUAUUCUAGUGACUCAAGCUCUAGGUCAUCAUCUGAUCAUGAGGAUGAAGACAUCCGUGAUAAGAGAUCAGAUUCUUCAAAAUCUUCUCAAAAUGAUGACUCUGACAGUUAUUUUAAGGAGGAAUCAGAUUUUUCCAGAAGUGGCAAGCAUGUAGCUGAGCCCAUAGAGGAAAUCCAUUCCGAUAAAUCCAGUUCUAGAUCAUCGUCUGAUCAUGAAGAUGAAGCAGAUGCUGAUAGGAGGUCUGAUUCGUCAAAGUCUUCUCUUGUUGAGGACUCUCAUGCUCAGAAGGAAGAGCAGCAUAGUGAAUCAGAUUCUACUGGAAGUAACAAUCUUGCUAAUCAGCCUUUAGAGGAAGUCCAUUCUGACCAAUUAAGCUCUAGGUCCUCCUCUGAACAUGAAGAAGAGGAGGCUGCUGAUGCAAAAUCAGACUCUUCCAAGACCUCUUCAGGAGAAGACCCCGAUGGAGACAGGGAUAGAUCAAGCUCCCGGUCAUCUUAUGAUCAUGAAGAUGAAGAGGACACUGGUGCAAAGUCAGAUUCUUCUAAGUCAUCAUUAAGCCAAGACUUUAAUGAUGGAGAAAAGAAGAGAACUCUGUAUCUGUACCCAGAACUUUAUCCUGCUAAAGAUGACAAGGGUUUUCAUGAGCAAUCAGAGGAAAGCCAGUCUGAAAGAUCAAGUUCCAAGUCAUGCUCGGACAAUGUAGAUAAUGAUUCUGUAUCUGGGAAAUCUUCAUAUUCUUCCCAAAUUUCUUCAGGCCAGGACAAUGAAGGUGAAGCUAAUGAAGAAAGCCAAUCUUAUCUUGAACCUAUACCAAGAAAAACUGAUGAGAUUGUAGAAAAGGCAUUGGAUAAAGAAUGUUUGGGAUCUUUUUCUGGUCAUGAUGACAGUGCUGAGGGCAGGUCCUCAAAUGAGGAUAUUGACAAUGACAGUAAGAGAGAAGACCUUGCAGACAAAGCACUUGAGAGACAUUCUAUUCAGUCCGGCUUCAGGUCAUCAUCUGACCAUGAGGAUAAUGCAAAUGCAGAAUCUGGUAAAUCCUCAGAUGGCUCUAGGACGUUUUCAGAUGAGGACUCUGAAAAAGAACAUCAGCCUGUAGAAGAGCCAGUCCCCUUUGUCACUGAAGUUUAUUUUGAGGCCAGUGGUCCCAGACUGCCAGUAUUUCAAGAGCUUGAAGCAAAAAAUGACUCAGGUACUGAUGAUGAAGAGGAAGUACAAGAUGCAUCACCAUCUCCUAGCCCUGAAAUCUCAUCUGCAGAGGAAGACUUAGAUGGCAAAAAUGGGGAUAGUGAGUCUCCUUCAAUUUCCAGCCCCACAGCCUCUAGUGAUGAUGAGUAUGCGUCUGAUGAAGAUGAUAUUGAGCAGCCCCUCUCUGAUACCUCAGAUAAGGGAAAUUCUCAUUCAUCUGUGUCAGAUGGGGUUGAUGAAGAAGCACCACAAGUCACACAGACCUUCCGUAAAUGGACUGUACCACGUUUGCCCGAACAGCAACUUGAGAUUCACUUGAAAGAUACCGAAGAGAGGCACUCACCUGAUGGAGAAAAUGAUCCACCAAUUGUCACUGUAGAACUACCUGGACGAGCAUUUGCUCCUGAUUCAUCUUCAGCUGAAGGUGAAAAAGAACCUUUUCUUGUUGAAGAAUAUCUUGAGGUGAAUCCAGUAGCUCUCACGGGACAGCUUAUACCAACUAGAACAUCAUCUGGAAGUUCCUCCGAAAAUUCUUCCUCUUUAGAAUAUGAUAGUGAUGAUGAGAGAACUGAUAACAGAUAUGAUGAUGACCUCUUAAAGUCUAAUUUCAUUAAAGGACCCCAGUUCAAUACAUCAAUGGAAUUCGAAAAUCUUCAGUCUCACCAGUUUCAUCUUGAAAUCGACCCCAUUGUUCCAACUCUACCAGUUACAAAACAUCCUGAGUCAUCUUCGUCUGAUAGUGAAGUUGUCACUGUCAAAGAGAUUCUAGUGAACAGAUCAAGUCAAGAUUCCAACCUCUUGCAGUCGGAUGACAACAGGCCUGUCACUGUCUAUGAAACGUCUCUCUUCCAGCAAACUUUCAAGAAGGUCUCAGUGAAAGAAGUCCUAACAAACAUACCAGCUACAAAGUCAUUAGAAUCAACCGAGAUGGUUCUUCAUUUGAAAACAGAAACAGAGACAUCAAGAAGUUGCUCUUCCUCAGAGGAUAAUGAUGAAAAGCAAGACAUGGAAGUUUCAAAUCAAGAAAUUCCUAUCACUGGAGAAAAUUACAUACCCCUCAACAUCAAACUUAAGGUUCCUACUUCAGCACAUGAAGAAGAGCAUAGAUCCAGUCGUUUGACUCUGAAUGUAAAUGUUGAAUCUCGAAGUCCAAGGGUUGUUGAGGUUUACUUGGAAUGUGCUCCUAGAGAGGCCUUGCAGUCAGUCUCUUCUCCUGAGAAGCACCGACAAGUCUUGAUUUCUCAACAGGGAAGUGAAUUAAAACCCAUCACACUUUUCACGGUCAGUGAUGAAUAUAAUGAAGCAUCAUCCAGUGUACAAGAAUUGGAGAUCGAUGUUAGUAAGACUUCAGAUGAUGUGGUGUUUGUUACAGUCGGGGACAAAACUGAGGAGAAACUGGAUUUAGGAACCUUGCAUCCUGAUUCAGAAGACAUACAUCAAAAUGAAAUGAGCAGCGAGGAUGAGAAACAUGCAGCUGGUAUAACAGGCAAGGUAGAACCUGUUUGUCAGGAAUCAUCUGUUGGAUACUUGAAAGCUGAGGGGGACUUUAAACAAGUUGAUUUGCCUCUCUUUGUUAAUUCUGAUCAGGGAGUUCACGUUGAUCAAGAAGAGCGGCUACCCUCAUUUUUGUCUCCAGUGAAAGAACAUAAUCUAAGCUUUUCCAAGAAGCAGCCACUUGCCGCUCCUUUCUUCUCUAAGGAGCUCAGGAAUACCUCUGUUCUUGAAGGUGAUGCAGCAAUGCUUCAGUGCUAUGCAAAUGGGAAACCAGAUCCUGAUUUUGUGUGGUUUAAGGAUGGCAAGGAAAUUCUUGGAGAUAAUGAUUUCUAUGAGAUUAACAGCAUGAGUUAUGAAGAUUGCUACACUGAAUUGGUAAUCCAUGAGGUGGUAGCAGAGGACGAAGGGGAAUUCAUUGUUCUGGCAAGGAAUUCUGAAGGAGAAGCAACCUGCAAAGCCUAUCUGAGUGUGCAGGUCAUUGGAGGGGAAGAGUCAGAGACAGGGACGUCAGGCCAAAGUGAUUCAUCUGACAAGGAGUCAGGCAGGAGAUCAUCGAGUAACAAAGAUGCCACGUCUGGAAAACAGGACUCAGAGGAUGCUAAUUGCUUUGACUUCCUGCCUCACAGAAGCAGCAAGGGAGAGACUGAUGAUGCAAUCGUUUGUUCAUCAGAUAAGUCAGAUUUUGAUUCCAAUGUAGAGGCUGACCAAGUCCAAGAUGAUGAAGCACCAUCUCUAGAGCUGCCUGCCAUCGGUGUGAGGGCAAGCCAGACUGAUGCUGACUAUCCCCAGUGGCAUGCCUCAUUUGUAGUUGAAGAUGGAGAGCCACAGAGGGUUUUUGCCCAGUAUGAAGAAACUCCAUCCACGUCAAUGGUUUUUAAGAGCCAUCUUUGCACUGUUGCUCAUGCAAGUAUCGAGAGUGCAAUUGAAUCCCCUAAUUUCCAGCCCCUUGAGCCUGCAGCUGAGAUCUCUGAUGACUCUGUUUCUAUGGAUGAUACGGCCACUUUGGAAACAGUGCAAAAAAAUCAAGAGAACAACAACCAGAAAGAUCUAUUGCCUGAUGUCUUAGAGCAGGCUGCCUGGGGGACUUGUGACAAGCCACCUAAGCAGAUGAUUGUGGAGGAUCUCUAUGCGGCCGUGACUGUGGAACCUGACCUGUGUAUUGCUAGUGCUGCAGAUGAUGCCUUUCUGGUGGAGAAUGUAGAGACCAGACAUGAGCCCAUGUCUGAGCCAUCGGAUGACAUCACUGAACCAGGCCUGUUGCAUGCUGCCAAUGAAGAAGCUCCAGCCUCUCCGAAGGAGAAGGUUGAUGAGGAGAAACCAGUAGAAGUCCCUUCAGUCACUGUCCCACGGAAGGCAGAAGAGAAACCACUCCCAGAGGAAGGAGAAACCAAGAUCCUCCCUGAGGAAAUUGUUCCAGAAUUGACACCCAAGGAGAUCCUUCUAGAAGCCGAUUACCAAGAGCUUCCCAAGGAGGAGGUAGCUGACGUCAUCCCUCCUCACUUCACAAAGGUCAUCGAGACCUUGACAGUCGCUGAUGGUGACAUGGCUCGCUUCACAGCCGUCGUAUCCGCAAAGCCUAAGCCUGUCGUCAAGUGGUUUGUGGAUGGCUCCGAGAUCAAGGAUGAACCUGAGUACGAGGUGACCUCUACUGAUGAUGGUGUCCAUACUUUGACCUUGCCUGAGGUCAUCCCUGAGGACGAGGGAGAAUAUAUGUGCAAAGCUAUCAACAAGGCCGGGGAGGAGACAUGCACAGCAAUGCUCUUUGUUGAAGAGGAAGAUUCGACAGAAAUUGAUACCGAGGUUGAGGUGAUGACAACUCGCAAGACCGUCACCAUGACAACAGAGUUCACACAAGAGGAAGAGGUCCUCCCUGUGCAGUUUGAAAUCAAGCCAGAGGAAGAGCUUCCCAAGGAGAAGGCUUUGGAAGAGGAACAACCGGAAGUCAUGGAAGAGGAAAAGCCGGAAGUGGUGGAGCAAGAGAAGCCAGUCCAGCCUGUUGUGGAGGAGCAACCUGAGGUUGAGGAAAAGCCAGAGGAAAAACCUGAGGUAGUUGAGGAGAUUCCUGAAGUACCAAUCACUGUUACAGAAGAACCUGUUGUAGAAGAAGCUCCAGAAGUGACUGAGGAGGUGUCUCCCAUAGAAGAAACUGACACAUCCAAACCAGUCACUGUGACAGAAACCACAGACACGACUGAAACUGUCAUCAUCAGCAAGAAGAUUGCUGAAACAGUUGAAGUGGAAAUCACCAAACCUACAGAAACUGCCGAGACCAAAUUCAUCGCCAUGGGCAACUACCUUGCUGAGUCGGAGGAGGUCAUGUCGCUGCGUGAGGGUGACAAACUCAUCGUAGUCGAUGAGGGCACGGGUGACUGGUGUCUGGCUCGCAGUGAGAUGACCCAAGAGGAAGGCUGGGUGCCCAGAACCUACCUGGCAACCGAGGAGCAGUAUGAGGACAAGCUGGAGGAACAACUACAGGAGAAUAUCAGUAGGCUACCUGCUGGAGCCACUUUUUGUGCUGCAGAGGAAACGGUGGAAGGUGAGCUCAAGCCACCUGAGUUCAUCGAGCCGCUGGAAACAACAAAAUGCAAGGACGGCCAACCCGUCACCCUGAAGUGCUGCGUUGAGGGCAACCCCAUGCCCACUAUCGCCUGGUACCGUCAGAGCACUCCAAUUCCGCUGUCUGAGGACUUUGAAAUGGAGUACGAUGGGAGCACAGCGACUCUGACCAUCCUGGAGGUCUUUCCAGAGGACUCUGGGAAGUACACCUGUGUUGCCAAGAACCAGGGAGGAAUGGCUUCGACGAGUGCUGAACUUCUUGUCGAAGUGACAUUGUCAGAUGUUGAGAGCUAUGACAGCAGCCACACCCCAGUCUCCAGGAAGAGUCUCUCUAGGGAGUCAACUGUGGAGGAGCCAGAAGGUAUCAAGCCAGCCUUCAUGUCUGUCGCCAAAGCCAGGCGUGUGGAUGAAGGUCACAGCAAAGUGGUCUUCGAGUUCCGCCUGAUAGCUGCCCCUCGUCCCACCAUCUGCUGGUUCCACAAUGACCAGCCCAUCGAGGAGACGUCCAGGCGGAGAAUGAGCAUGUACGCUGACGUCCAUCUCUACAUCCUUACCCUGGAGCUCAAGGAUGUCAAACCGGAUGAUGAUGGUAUCUUCAGGAUUGAAGCGAAGAACAAGGAGGGGUCGGCUUCAGCGACAGUAGUCCUUGAAGUCAACCAGCUGGGCUUCAAUAGCAUGACCAAUCUGUCCACAUUGCAUGCCCAAGAAUCGCCUCCAUCCAAGAUUGUCUGCUUCUCUCCAACCUUGCAUGACUCUUCUAACCCAUUUGAUUUCUCCAAACCUGAGUGGAUCGUUUCUGAGACUUGGGAGGUUCAGAUGUCUUUGGCGACAGGUGAGGAACCAGAGCCUCCUCGCUUUGAAGAACCUCUUGUCUCUCUGAUCGUCAAAGAAGGCCAUGUCGCAAAGUUUGAAUGUCGCAUCAGUGGCAGUCCCAGGCCGGAAGUCACCUGGUUCCGUGACAACGUCAUGCUGACAAAGAGUGAUGUGUUUGAGAUCGGCUUUGAUGGGACCGACAAGUAUUGGGUUACCCUAAAGGAGACGGUGGAAGGCGAUUCAGGAACUUUCACAUGUAUGGCUGAGAACAUUGCUGGAAGAACUAUCAGUGGAGCAGAACUCACUGUACAGAGAGAUGUGAGCCAAGAAGUUGCUGUAACAACUGAUGUGACAACAACAACCGAAGUCACCACAGAGAUUGAAAGUGACUUUGAAACACGUUCAGAGGUAGAGACCUCACCAGACAUUGAAGGCCAACCGCCCAAGUUCCUGAAGUCACCCCAGGAUGUGGAGACCCAACCUGGGGAAAGGGCCGAGCUGAAUGUAAAGGUCACAGGAUUACCGCUUCCCGAGGUCACCUGGUACAGGGAUGGCAAGGUGAUUCAACCCAGUGAUCAUCACAAACUCAUUGCUGAUGAGGAAGGCAAUGCCUCCUUGAUUAUCUCAGAAGCCAAACCAGAGGAUGAUGCCGAAUAUCUCUGCAAGGCUCAGAACAAGUUUGGCAUGGCAACUUGCAGAGCAGACAUCAUUGUUGAAGAAGAAUUGAGUGUCAAGAAAGAUAUGCCCAAAGUUGUCAUUCAGCAGGAUCUCCUAGAGCAGCCAAGCAGAGAUACUGAGCAAAUCAGCACCAGCGAAGCACCCUCAAUAUCUGAGGAGGAGUUUGAUAUGGAAGACCAGGGCUUUGGUCCCGUUAUUAUGCCAUCAACCACCGACACUCCAGGUCUGAGUCUCCAAGAGGUCAUGCCGGAGUAUGAGGAGGAGCUACCGGAGGAGGAUGUCUCAGAGGAGAUGGCUGUUGAGGUCAUCGAUGGAGUGGAAGUGAAGGUCCCUCUGAAAAAGAAGGUGACACCAGCUAAAAUCUCAUCGGAAGAAGCAGCAUUCGAGCUGAAACCAAGGCGUACCUCAGAAGAUGUGGCUGCAGGGUUCAAGAUCGGCAUCCCAUGUCCUGGCAAAGAGGCAGAAGCUAAAGUGACUCUGGAAACACCUUUGGAGAGGACAGAGACAGAGAUUCCGAUUGAGGCAGCUCCCAAGGAGCUGGAGGAGGUAGAGUUCAAGGUGCCUGUCCCUGAGGAGAAAGCUCCUCGUGCUCCCGAUGAGGUAGAUGUCGCGGUGACCAUCUUACCCAAGGAGGAACAGCCAGAGGAAGCCGCCCCUGCUUUUGUCCAGCCUCUUAAACCUCAGGAAAUCACACCACACACCGAGACCAAGCUAGUCUGCCAGGUAAUUGGGAAACCCAUGCCCAGUGUCAAAUGGUACCUAGAUGAUGUGGAGCUGUUGCCAGAGGAUAAGCACUAUAAAAUGGAGCAGCUUGAGGAUGGAACCUGUACCCUGACAAUCACCGACGUCCUGGCCGAAGAUGAAGGUGCCUACUCUGUAAAGGCAUUCAAUCCUGCUGGCAGUGCUGAAACAGAAGCUGAGAUUCUCAUAGCACCAGAAAAGAAACCAUCUGAAAUUACUCCGGUCACUGAAGAGAUCACAGAGGCUCCCAAGUUUGUUGAAGACAUGGUUGACAUGGAGAUCAUCCGCGGUCACCCUGUCCAGUUUGACGUCCAGGUCAGCGGCAUUCCCAUGCCCACCCUGACUUGGUUUCGAGAUCGGAAGGAGAUCCAACCAAACGAGCACUUUGCCAUCGAGUUCAACGAAGAGGAAGGUUUCGGUUCCCUCAUCAUCCAAGAGGUCUUGAGUGAUGACGAUGCGGAGUACACCUGCAAGGCCACCAAUAAGGCUGGCCAGGCAAUCUCUAAGGCUGAUCUCUUCUUGCAGCCCGCUCACAAGAAGGAACCAGAUGAACACCCUCCCCUGUUUAUCACACCCCUGAAACCAAUGAGUUGCAUCGAGGGUGAUUGCGUCAACUUCGUCUGUAAGGUCUUCGGCUCUCCUGAACCGGAUAUAACUUGGUACAGGAACGAUGUCGAGAUCAAGCUCAGCCCUAAGGUCUCUAUGGAUUACGACGAGUCUGGUGUUUGUACCCUCUUGAUCAGAAAUGUAGUCAUGGAGGAUGUCGGCACCUAUUCCUGUAAGGCUGUGAACAUCGCUGGCGAGAUGUCCACUAAAGGGGAACUCGUUGUAGAAGUCCCGGCCAGCAUCCUGGAGGGCCCCGAAAGCCUAACCGUCAGACGAGGUGUACCUGCCAAAUUCACCUGCAAAAUGGGCGGUGUGCCCAAGCCUAAGAUCCGCUGGACGCACAACGACAAGACUGUCAAGCACACCAAACGGGUGUACACGGAGAGGACAGAGUCCAGAACAACGCUGGUCAUCACAGAGACCGAGCCGGAGGAUCAUGGGAGGUACAACGUGGCCGUGGAGAACUCUGCAGGCACUGACGAGAGAUAUGUUACCCUGACAGUGAUAGACGUUCCAGACUUGCCGAGCAAACCUAAAGCCACUGAUAUCUCUGAGACUUCAAUCACCUUGACCUGGACCAAGCCUCUCUAUGAGGGAGGGUUGUUCAUCACUGGCUACAUAGUGGAGUUAAUGGAGGUCGGCAAGCACACCUGGAUAACGGUAGAAAGUGAGAUACAGACAACCACCUACACGGCCGUUGAGCUGACGCCAGGAACUGAAUACCUGUUCCGGGUGAUGGCUGUCAAUGAUGAGGGAAUGAGCAAGCCUAGCACAUCUGAGGUCAUCAUCACACUUGAAAAAGAUACUAAACCCAAACCAAAGGAGGAGGCUAGACCUGACCAGCCUCUGGCUAAGACUGCAGAGCUGUUCCCCACCGAAGGUACGCUAAGCCUGGCUGAUUUUCUGGAAUGGGAUGUUGUUGCAUUUCUGGCAAUUUUUGUUUCUGUCAGCUACGUGUUUUUAUUUUUGUUGUUUUGAGACACUUUGCAUGUUGAAAAUCUCAUUGCAUUGGCAACAUACUGAGAAACAUUUCUGUUUACUUGUCAAAACUUCAGAUGUAAUAAAAUGAACGUUCACAGUUUCUUCUCGUUCAAUCCAUGUUUGCAGUUUGACAUUUGAAUCAAAAGCUAUGAUGAAUUCCUAGUUGAACAAUUUUGGAAGUAAUUCUGUGAAUUUUGCUUUUUGUCUGGUAAGAAAAUUCUCCAUGUAAAUACAGUUGGUUUCUCAGUGUGCAAAGUGAACACAACCUUGAGCUUUAUGAGUCUUAAAGUUUUAUGUUCUACUAACAUUGAAAUAUUUGUUUUAGUUUAGUGCUUUCUAACAGAUAAAGUCAUUAGGCAAUAAACUUAUACAUGAUCAUCAUUAUUCAAAUGUCUAUUCAGAUGUACAUUUAGUAAAUGUUCUGAAUUCGUUGUAAUGAUUGGUCCAAACUAAAAAGAGCAAUAUUCAUUCCAAGAAUUUUUUUAUUACCACGGACUGAUAUUAAUAUCGUACAAUAUUUUUGAGAAGAAAUCAUUACUUUGCAUCUUAAAUUUUUAAAAUGUAAAUAGUAGAAUUUUUAUAGCCACUUAAAAGUUAUAUUUAAUCCCUUUUGAUCAAAAUUGUAACUCAAAUAUUUAUGGUUCAAAUUAUUUGCCAUCUCAAAUUUCUUGAAUAAUUUCUUUCUCCAAUAUGAUUCCAAGAAAUGUUACCCUCAUUUGAAUGUUUUACUAACAGAGCUAUGAAAAGCACAUUUAUUUGCUAUUAAUUGUGCAUGAACUUAUAAUUGUAUGAAGUUGAAUUGUUUUUGUGAACUUUUAUUUUUAAAUAAGAAGCUACGGUUUGGUUAUUGGCUAUUGUUCGUUAGUCGCAGCUUAUUACAUCAAAUGUAUACAAUUAAAAGUAUGGAUUUUUUUUAAAGAUAAGUUUCCUUCUAAACAUCAGGAACACUCAGGUUAACUUGACUAUCUGCAUUAAUUAUAUUGUCAGCACAGCUUGAUUUUAGUUUAGUUUUGUUUGCAUUUGCUGCUAGAGUUUUUGCAAAGAAUGUAUCGUCUUCAUUAGUUCAAGCUGAUAGAAAACAUAAAAUUUCGCCUUAAUUCAAUGCACAAAUUUUCUUUAUAUGAAUAUUAUUACAGAUGAAUUGACUGUUAAGUUUUAUUUCUUAAUUUUAAAGGGGGAUUGCCGCUUUCAGUAUAAAUUUGCCAUAUUGAACAGCAGGGUUGGGCCUGCAUUUAUUUGAAACAAAUAGAUAAAAGACUGAUGUAUAUUGGAAUCAAAAUAUCUUAUUUGAAUAAUAUUCCAGACUUCUGUGAAAUCUCAGUUUGUACAUUUAUCAGUAAAGAAUACAAAGUAAAGCUUCUUUUCUUUCCAACUGUUCACCUCUUUGUAAUGUAAACCAGUACAAUGUUAAUUUACAGUAUUCUUUUUUAUACUGAAACUUAGCUAAUAUUUGAUCAUAAGAAAAUAAGAGAUCAUUAGGGCUUCAGUGGCAGCCAGAGAAAUCCCACUCAAAACAGUUUGGAACAAUUCAUUUAAUUCGAAAGAAACCUGAGCAAAUACUCCAUUGCAAGGCUCUCUGAAUACAUAAUACAUGAGAAGGAACAUUGUCGCAUGGUCGGGAUUUAAGAUGCUACAUCUCUCAUCUCUUAGAGAUCCCUUUACACUUUGCAAAAUUAUGUGAACAGAUUCACAGUGACUCUUAAGAAGUUUAAUAGUAACUGAAUAUUUGUCAGUGACAGAGCAAGAAACUAGGGCCAAAAUAUAUGCAGUUUGUAGUAUCCCAGUCCAUGGUGUCAAAUGUGUUUUUGUCAUAAGUGUAAUUUGUAUGCCAUUGCCCACUGUUUGUAGUCUUUGUUUUGUCCUUCACACUUGAUUGUGCAUGGGACCACUGAAUGAGAUGUAAUUGGAGCACUUUGUGACUGGGAAUUACGUAAACAGUGUAUUUUACAUUUAGCUAACACUUGUCGUAAUGUCCAAGUAACCAUGUAUUCUGAGCUUGGGUUGCAAUAUAUGCAUUUUGAAGUUAACAAGUU